GCGUCUCCUGCGCGUCGUCCCCUAGCACCGCCUGCGUCCUUCCCACUCCAGCGCUAGGUGACAUUGAGCUCAUCAGCGCCACCGCUCCUGGCGAAGUUCUGCACUCGUCGGCGGAGUAGGCGGCCAUGGGGAGCCUCCGCGGUCUACGCCUGGUAGCGGGAAGCUGUUUUAGGUUAUGGGAAAGAGAUGUUUUCUCAUCUCUAAAGCUUACCAGAAGCUCUGAUCUGAAGAGAAUAAAUGGAUUUUGCACCAAAUCACAGGAAAGUCCCAAAGCUCCAUCCCGCAUUUACACCCACGGAGUGCCUUUACACAAACCUACGAAAUGGGAGAAAAAGAUCCUGAUAUGGUCAGGUCGCUUCAAAAAGGAAGAUGAUAUCCCAGAGACUAUUUCGUUUGAGAUGCUUGAUGCUGCAAAGAACAAGGUCCGAGUGAAGGUUAGCUAUAUAAUGAUUGCUCUGACAGUGGCAGGAUGCAUCUUGAUGAUUAUUGAAGGCAAGAAGGCUGCCCAAAGACAUGAGACUUUAACAAGCUUGAACUUAGCAAAGAAAGCUCGUCUGAGAGAGGAAGCAGCUAUGAAUGCCAAAACAGAGUAGCAGAGGUCUCCAUGUUGGCUGAAUUUUGAAAAUCCAGGAAUUACGUUGCGACAAGCCUGUAUUAAAAAGGACAUGGUAUGAGGAUCCACUUCAUAAAGUAUGGUUUGCCCAAACCUUUGCCUUUUCUGUAUUUCUGCUAUAGUAGAAAUAAAUUUUCUUAAAGAAUGA
Molecule: messenger RNA, 761 nt
Organism: Cebus imitator (Panamanian white-faced capuchin)
Lineage: Eukaryota; Metazoa; Chordata; Mammalia; Primates; Cebidae
Gene: FAM162A
Product: family with sequence similarity 162 member A
Exons: 5
Coding region: 126-593 (155 amino acids)
Biological process (GO): positive regulation of release of cytochrome c from mitochondria; neuron apoptotic process; cellular response to hypoxia
Cellular component (GO): mitochondrion
Source: RefSeq, a predicted model, not a curated record